Didymodactylos carnosus is the source of this 903-nucleotide messenger RNA. The record is from the annotation of a GenBank genome assembly. NCBI's taxonomy places the organism in Eukaryota, Metazoa, Rotifera, Eurotatoria, Philodinida, Philodinidae.
AUGAGUUUGUUUUCAUGCCGAAAUGGUUUUAAUAUAUCAUGGGAUCAUGUCUGCGAUGGUGUAAAUCAAUGCAAUGAUGGCUCAGAUGAAAUUCAAUGUCAAUGUCAAGGUGAUUUCUAUACGUGUAUUCAAGGGAAUAAUGUCAGUUGUCGACUUGGAUGUGAAAGUGAUUUUAAAUAUGUAACAUGUCUAACGUACAGAAAUAAACGAGCAUGUGAACAGUAUCAUAAACGUAGUAUGUUUCUUAUAUUAUCUAUGUACACAACGUUCUAUUUUCGUUUACGUUCAUUUCUAGAAAAUAUUAGUACCGUAUCGCAUAUCGGUGUGCAAUUGACAAUAGCCGAUUCGUCAACUUCAAGUCAUUUUGAUGCAUUAAAAUAUUCUGCACUUCUUGCUGCUAGUAUCCUUCUCGUAGUAUCAAUUGUAUCUAUUUUUAUUUAUCUAAUUCGUAAAAAAUCGCCGUUAAAUUUAUUGUCAUGUAAUUCAUCGUUUAUAAAUGGAAAACAAUGUUGUUUAUCAAAUUCAACAGAAUCAAACGUUUUACCGGCAUCUAUUAUACUACAAAGUACAUCAUCACAAUUACCUCGUUACUCACCAUUUAUUACAGACAGUAACCUAAGAUCAAAUCAUAACAAUAUACCUCCACCGUCCUAUCGAUAUUCUUUAGCUACAUCGGAUGAAUUUUAUGAGCCGCCUCCGUAUCCAGGGGAUACACCGAUGAAUCAUUCGCAUGAAAUUUAUUAUGAAUCAAUUAAAUCGCCAUCGAGUUCAACGUUAUUUAUAAAUCAAUCAUCACUAACGUCUUCGAAAAUAAAUUAUAAUAGUACAAACACGACAAAACAAGGCAGUAUUAGUCAAAAUCAUAACACAUCAUGUAUUACUGGAAGAAUGCAUUGUGUAUAA